This is a messenger RNA of Cinclus cinclus, 4533 nucleotides long. It is a transcript of the gene ARHGAP23, whose product is annotated as Rho GTPase activating protein 23. Bases 118 to 4533 code for a protein of 1471 amino acids. The record is from RefSeq and is a predicted model, not a curated record. Gene Ontology annotation, biological process: signal transduction. The transcript is spliced from 23 exons. Gene Ontology annotation, molecular function: protein binding. NCBI's taxonomy places the organism in Eukaryota, Metazoa, Chordata, Aves, Passeriformes, Cinclidae.
GGCUUUGGCUUCACCCUCCGCCACUUCAUCGUGUACCCUCCGGAAUCGGCCGUGCACUCGGCCAAGGAGGAGGAGAAUGGGAACCGAGCAGGUCCCGCCCGGAGCCGCCUGGAGCCCAUGGACACGAUCUUCGUGAAGAACGUGCGGGAGGACGGGCCCGCACACCAGGCGGGGCUGCGCACGGGUGACCGGCUGGUCAAGGUGAACGGGGAGAGCAUCAUCGGCAAAACCUACUCGCAGGUGAUCGCCCUGAUCCAGAACAGUGAUGAUGUGCUGGAGCUCUCCAUCAUGCCCAAGGACGAGGACAUCCUCCAGCUGGCCUAUUCCCAGGACGCCUACCUGAAGGGCAACGAGCCGUACUCCGGGGGGGCUCAGAGCAUCCCCGAGCCCCCUCCCAUCUGUUACCCAAGGAAAACCUACCCCUUCCAGGCCCGGGGUGCCGAUCCCACCCCUGGCCAGCCGCCGGACCCCCGAUCCCCCCGCCCGGCCACCACCGGUCCCUCGUCCCCUCUGGGCGCCCGCAGCGACCCCGGCGGCAGCCCCGCGCACCGCCCCGAGGAUCCGCAGCCCGGGGGUCCCCCCCCGCGCCCCGCCGCACCCCACGGGCACCCCGGCUCCUCCUCCCGCCCCUCUAACGUCUCAUCCUCCGUGCCCGACCGCUACGGGAUGUCCCCGGCCACCUCGUCCUGCUACGGUGUCCCCAAGCACCUCCCGGAGCACCGGACUCACUGCGGCUUCAAGGAGGGCAUCGGGGGGCUCUCGACAGCCGGGCGGCCCCCCCGGGACGUGUCGGUGGCCCAGCGUGUUCCCGGUCGCCAGGAGUGCCAGCAGGCUCUGUCGCGCUGGUUCUGCAGCCAGGAGCCGCGGCGCAGCGCCUCGGAGGAGCGGCGGCACGCCAUGCCCCGCUACCGCAGCGUGUCCCACGACCGCCUCGGGGGCUCCGGGACCGCGGCACCCCGGGGGUGGCCCCACAGCGCCUCGCACGACACCCUGCUGCAGCCCAGCCGCGAGGGCUGCGCCCCCCGAGCCCGCUCCGACCACUACCUGGGCAGGUACGGGCGCUCCAUGGAGGCGCUGGAGCCCAGCGCGCUGCUCCCGCCGCACCUCGACCGCUCCGCGUGGCCACCCGAGAGGCUCUGCCGGGCCGCCGUCGCCGUCGCCACCUCCGGACAGCCCAUCCCGUCCGGCUCCUUCGCUGUUUCCUCAUCCUCCUCUUCCUCCUCAUCGCGGGAGCCGGCUCCGGUGCAGAAGCACCCGUCUCAGCCCAACCUGCAGAGCGUGGAUGACUCGGGCUACAUCGGCUACCGCAGCUAUAGCCCGUCCUUCCAGCGCCGCACCGGGCUGCUGCACGCCCUGGCCUGUCGCGACCCGGCCUUCGGGGGGCUACCAACCUUCAACAUCGCCCAGCGGGCAGUAGCCCCGCUCAGGGACGGCGUGGCCAGCCCUGUCACCCCCCCUGCGGUCACUCCGGCGGUGUCCAGCGCGCCCCGGGAGCCACGGCCGGAGGGCGGCCGAGCGUCCGAGCAGGCGGAGGAGCGCAGGGAGGAGGUGGUGCUGCGGCAGAAGCCGCCCACGGGCCGCAAGAUGCCCGCACCGCUGCGGCAGAUGAACUUUGUGUUCCCCGAGGGGGUGAAGGACACGGACAUUGGUGACCCCGCCGGGGCCGUGGGCAGAGGGGACAGGCCGGGGAACGAGCGGCCGGGCCGGCGAGUGGCUCCCUUGGCAGCCCCUGAGGAUUCGCUGGCGUCCAUCCCCUUCAUCGACGAACCCACCAGCCCCAGCAUCGACCUGAAGGCCAAGCACGUCCCGGCCUCCUCGGUGGUGUCCAGUGCCAUGAACUCAGCCCCCGCCAUGGCCACCAGCCCCGCCUCACCCACCUUCGCCUUCGCCCUGUCCCGGCACUACUCCCAGGACUGCAGCAGCAUCAAGGCCGGCCGCCGCUCCUCCUACCUGCUGGCCAUCACCACCGAGCGCUCCAAGUCCUGCGACGACGGUCUGAACGCAUUUCGGGAUGAGGGCAAGAUCCUCAGGAGGAUGCCGAGCCGGGUCCCCAGCCUCCGCAUGCUGAGGAGCUUCUUCACCGAUGGGUCUCUGGACAGCCUGGGCACAUCCGAAGACGCCCGUUCCAAAAGACACUCAACCUCCGACCUCUCGGACGUGCCGUUCAGCGCCGUGAGGAAGGAGGGCUGGCUCCACUGCAAGCAGAUCCUCACCAAAAAGGGGAAGAAGGUCGGUGGAGGCAUCCGGCAGUGGAAGCGCGUGUUCGCCGUGCUGCGCACCCACUCGCUGUACCUGUGCAAGGACAGGCGGGAGGCGGUGACCUGCGCCCCGGCCCCAGGUGAGGAGGAGCCGCCGAUCAGCAUCCAAGCGUGCCUGGUGGACAUCUCCUACAGCGAGACCAAGAGGAAGCACGUCUUCCGCCUGACGACCGCUGACUUCUGUGAAUAUCUCUUUCAGGCAGAGGAUCGGGAAGACAUGCUGGCCUGGAUCAAAGUCAUCAGGGAGAACAGCAAGGCUGAGGGCGAGGACCCCGGUUUUGCCAGCCAAGCCCUUAUCAGCAAGAAGUUAAACGACUACCGGAAAGUGAGCCCUGCGGGCACCAAGCCUGACUCGUCACCCAAGGGCCCUCGUGGGCUGGGGAUCCGAGCCGAGUUCCUGAAGCAGACGGGAACCAGCGUGCCCCGGUCCCCCAGGCAGGACGUGGCUGUCACAAAAGAUGAAAGCAGCUCCCAAAAAGCCCCGUGGGGCAUCAACAUCAUGAAGAAGAACAAGAAAUCUGCCCCGCGCGCUUUCGGCGUGAGGCUGGAGGAUUGUCAGCCUGCCCCCGACAACAAGAACGUGCCCCUGAUCGUGGAAGCGUGCUGCAAGGUGGUGGAGGACCGGGGGCUGGAGUACAUGGGCAUCUACCGCGUGCCCGGCAACAACGCCGUGGUGUCCAGCCUGCAGGAGCAGCUCAACAAGGGAGCCACCGAGAUCAACCUGCAGGAUGAGCGGUGGCAGGACCUGAAUGUCAUCAGCAGCCUCUUGAAAUCCUUCUUCCGAAAGCUGCCCGAGCCCCUCUUCACCGACGAUAAAUACAACGACUUCAUUGAAGCCAACCGGAUCGAAGAUGCCAGCGAGAGGAUGAGGACGCUGCGGAAGCUGAUCCGGGACCUACCAGGCCACUACUACGAGACCCUCAAAUUCCUGGUGGGCCACCUGAAAACCAUCGCUGACCACUCGGAGAAGAACAAGAUGGAGCCCCGGAACCUGGCGCUGGUGUUCGGGCCCACGCUGGUGCGAACAUCCGAGGACAACAUGACAGACAUGGUGACGCACAUGCCCGACCGCUACAAGAUCGUGGAGACCCUCAUCCAGCACUCAGACUGGUUCUUCAGUGACAAGGAGGACAAGGGUGAGAAGACCCCCGUGGAUGAGAAGGAGGCUCAGUCCGUGCCCAACAUUGAGUACCUGCUGCCCAACAUCGGCAGGACCGCGGCGCCCGGCGAUGCCGCAGGCUCGGCCCGCAGCGGCUCCGCCAAACCGAAGGGCACGUGGCCGUCGCGCAAAGCUCCGCCGCACCGGGAGCUCCUCGCCAUCCCCUUCGUCUCGGCCGCCGCCCGCAAGAGGAAGAAGAGGAGAGAGGCCGAAGGCGUUGGGAGCAGCACCGAUGACGACGCGGAGCGCAGGGACAGCCCGGGCCGGCAGCAGGAGCGGGAGGUCCCCGCGGUGACACCCGGCAAAUCCCCCCGCGCCGCCAACACCGACCCCGCGACCCCCGGCCCGGCCGGGAUGCAGCGGGAAUGCUCGGCCGGCUCCGAGCCGGCUCCGGACGCCCGCUCCAUCGUGUCCGGCUACUCCACGCUGUCCACCAUGGACCGCAGCCUGUGCUCCGAGGUGCACUCGGUGACCGGGAGCCGCGGGGAGGAGGCGGAUGACGAGCGCAGCGAGCUCAGCCACAUGGAGACGGACACGGAGAGCCGCGAGGGAGCCCGGCCGCGACCGGGACAAGCCGGAGGGGGGACAGGGACGGGCGACGAGGACAAGCCACCCCUGGGCCGCCCUUCCUUCAAUUCGCAUCUCCUGAUCCAGUGCGACACGCUGGCCCGAAGGAAGUUGGGGCGGCCGCGGCCGGCCGGCGACACCGCGGUGGUGGCCAGCACCGGGGACGAGCAGAGCUGGGUGGCCCCGGGGCGAGCGUCGCUGCGGGAGCAGCUCCGGCAGCACCUGCGGGCUUCCACCGAUGACACGGGGGUUCUCCUGCGCAGGGCACACUCCCCCGAGACCCGCCGCAAGAAGAGCAGCUGGCGCCGGCACACGGUGGUGGUGCCCGGUGGCCUCAAGGACCUCAACUUCAACGAGUGGAAGGAGCCGCGGGGUCUCGAGGGGACGCCGUGUCGCGAUAAAGACUCGGGGCUCAGCAGCCUGGAGUCCACCAAAGCCCGGCCCGCGGUUCCCGGCCCGGUCCCUCCUGGCACUGCUGGCCCGGGCUCGGCUACCAAGAGUCCCCCGGGUAGCCCCGGCCCUGCCCUGCGCUUCCCGCAGUGUCUCUGA